Oncorhynchus gorbuscha (pink salmon) is the source of this 5303-nucleotide messenger RNA. RefSeq names its product angel homolog 1 (Drosophila) (gene angel1). The coding region runs from base 265 to 2676 and encodes 803 amino acids. The transcript is spliced from 10 exons. Lineage: Eukaryota; Metazoa; Chordata; Actinopteri; Salmoniformes; Salmonidae. The record is from RefSeq and is a predicted model, not a curated record. Gene Ontology annotation, molecular function: 3'-5'-RNA exonuclease activity.
CGCUAAAUCGUGUCAAAACAAAAGUGACAUGUAAUUAAGCACAUGGCGUAAUGAACAGGAUUCUUAGUUUUUUCAAAGGUGAUUGUUUUUGAUAAAACGCGUAAUCUGCCUUCCAACUGAAAACUAGUUAGACAAUUAAAACAUUUUAUGGAAAUGGAUGUUUUGUUGAGAACAUGACCUCGUGGCGCAGAUUAUUGUUCGAUUUGAGUAGGGCACUCCUCCCGUUCAUAUCACGGGCCAUAGCCCGGUGCCCCGCGGCUCGGCAUGAUCGGGUCCGCCCAAUCAUUGGAGCGGAGCAUGAUUGGGAGCCUGAUAUUUUACGGGCUUUACCCGUUGUCACGGCUUAUAAACUGCGUCACAGAACCCUUGAAAAAGGGUUCCUCUGUGUCCAUUAAUGGCAAGAAGGUGUGGGAUGGUGAAGUCCCUUCCAAAAGAUUUACUAAAACGCAGGCAGGCCUGUUGGAUCGGUGGCUUAGUACAAGCAGCGGGCCCACAAAGGCCAAGAAGGAUCACAGGAAAGUGACUGGGGAAUGGAUGAAGGAGAACGGCGCACUAGAAAAGGAGAAGAGUAAAGAGGCAGAGAUGAAGAAAAGCACUGUAAAAGAGGUGAUGGGGUCUGAACCAGAGAAAGACAGGAAAGAGCCUGUAUUCGUAACUCUGGAGGGUCGGCUGCUUGAUGGAGUGAAGGAAGAGGAGCCAGAGGUGAGAGACGGCGUGGAGGGGGACGGGGUCAGAGAGGAAGGUCCAAAGCAGCAGGACCAGGAGCAGACUAUCCUCUACUCAGAGAAGCUCAUGAGGGAUGAUGGCGUGCAGGAGGCUCCCUGUUCCCCCACAGAGGAGUCUGAGAAUAGUAACCCAGCACUGGGGCUAACAACAGAGACAUCUGAAGUACAGAAUCCAUCAGUCAAGGACAGCAGGACAACAGACGAUAAAGCGAUUGUCCAUGUCCUGUUUGAACAGAUAGUGGAAAAGAUGAGCAUGGGAGAGUCAGUAACCAAGGCACAGGUGCAAAAACCGGAGUGGGAGAACCAAACUGCAGCAGGACUAGACUUGAGCUCUUUUGUAGACCCACAUGCAAGCACUAGUGAAGUGCCUGCUGAGAUAUGGGAUCCUGGGCUGGACCUGGUCUCCCUUCUCUGUGAGGCAGAGGCCCAGACACAGCCAUGGGAGAGUAGGGCUCAGCCCCCACCCAAGGGCUGGCAUUUCCCCAUCGGCCCUGGCUUGAAAGAGGUGUUGUUCUGCCCUUCCACAGCGUUCCCAAGCAUGAGCUACUACCCACAUUCACUGGAGAGAGAGACCUUCGAAGUGGUGUGGAGGGUGUGGGAGGAACUCAGUGAGACCCACACAGCGCCAGAGCCUCUCCAAAGGCCCCCCUCAGAACCCCGGCCCCUGUUUGACUUCACAGUGAUGUCUUACAACAUCCUGGCCCAGGACCUGCUGGAGGCCAACCAGGAGCUGUACACACACUGCCAUCUAGGGGUGUUGAGCUGGGACUACCGCUUCCCAAACCUCACACAGGAGUUCAAGAAAUGGGAACCAGAUAUCCUGUGUCUGCAAGAGGUCCAGGAGAACCACUUUACAGAGCAACUCCAUCCUGUCCUUCGUGACAUGGGCUACACCUGUGUUUACAAGCGGCGCACCGGCACCAAGACUGACGGCUGUGUGAUUUGUUACCGCGGCGACCGUUUCUCCCAGGUGUCAGAGAGUCUGCUGGAGUUCUACAGGCCAGAGUGUGAGCUGCUGGACCGAGACAACGUGGGCAUUGUCCUGCUGCUCCAGCCAAUUAUCACACAGGGGUCAGAAGUCACUGCCAAGGGCCCACCCCUCUGUGUGGCAACCACCCACCUCCUGUUCAACACCAGGAGGGGUGACGUGAAGCUGACCCAGCUUGCAAUGCUGCUGGCAGAGAUCGACUACAUCGUGAGGAACUGCAAGGUGAAGGGAGAGCACUGCAAUGUUGUUCUAUGUGGAGACUUCAAUGCUCUGCCCAACAUGCCUCUGUACCAACUGAUCACGACAAGACAGCUUUACUAUCAUGGUCUACCUGCCUGGAUGAUAUCAGGUCAAGAGGAUCUGUCCUACAACAUCCAUCAUAGGAGGGUAUUCGCUCCCCUUUGGCCAAGCACCGUGGGCAUCGAUGACAACUGCCAGUACACAACUGUAGAUGAGCCAAAGAGUCAAAUCACGUCAACCCAGAGUCCAGAACGGAACCUGCAGUACAACCAUGGCUUCCUGCGGCGGCUGCGUUUCUGUGAGGCUGCCUGUGUCCGGCCACAGGACCUGGAGCUCAUCCCAGGGGUCACUGACAACACACCUGAUCCUGAGGACAAGCAUCCUUCUACAACAAGGUUCAGACAGACUAUCUCCCAUUACCUGAACCUGCGGUCAGCCUACGGCCACUUCAUCCCUGGAACAGACCGUGCUGAGGUGACCACGCUGCACUCAGAGGUUGGAGCUACAGUCGACUACAUCUUCUACUCUCCAAGGCGUGGCAUUUCUGGUGCUGAUCAGAAAGGUGGAGGUCAACGGCAGAGCCAAGGUCUGAAGCUGCUUGGUCGUCUCUCCCUCCUACCAGAGGAGGACCUCUGGUCAAUGAACGGUUUACCCAAUGAAAUGUUCCCCUCUGACCACCUCAGUCUCCUGGCCAAGUUCCAGUUGGACCUGAAUCCUGUGUGAUUUGGGCUGUCUAUGGUCAAUGAAGAAUCAGGAGGACAGAGGUCAAGCAUUUAAACAUUUUUGUUCAAACCUUACAUGAUUUGCCCAUGGCACAAUUCCAUGUUUUAAAAGUGAAUACUUACUUGGUCCCUGGGGCUCAGAGAGUUUUGAGUCCCAUCUAAUACUCUGCUUGUUUCCUACCUGAAGAAAAACUACUCAGCCCAAUUUCCAGAAGAGAUGGGAUGUCCUCUGAAUUAUAUUUGUUUACAUGUAUAGAGAGAAAAAAAUAACCAAAAAGGUUAGAUUCAGUUAGUUGGAGUUUUUGACAAAUGCUCUUACUGUUAAGAUAAGAAUACAAGAAGCUUUUAGAUUUAGAAGUUUAUGGGGAUUUUGUUUACUCAGUUUGUUCACAAUCUGCUACACUAGUAAAUUGGAACAUUUGUCUUAAAACAUUUACAAACUGUGAAAUAAUUGAAUGUCAAUGUUUUCUAUUUAUUUAGCUGUUUUCCCCCCUAUCCUCUGGCUUUGGUCCAGUCAGUAUUAUUUGUUCAAGUGGUGUGGUAGAAAUCUUAAAUAAAUCUAACAAUAGCUUGGCAGUCUAAUUAGGGUGAUCUACAUCAUCUUUGGGUGUUAAAAUUGUGACCUGAAUGUUGGCAGUGCCACACUGAGAUGGAAGCUCUCUCGCUCUACUGAGGCACACUGUCAAGGAGAAGAUGAGUGUGGCUGGCUGAGGCAUGAAUCAAUUAUUCAUUCAGGUUGCAGGGAGGGAGCGUUCAUGCAUGCUAGGGCACUGUCGGGGAUUCUGUCUGUGUGUGUGUGUGUGUGUGUGUGUGUGUGUGUGUGUGUGUGUGUGUGUGUGUGUGUGUGUGUGUGUGUGUGUGUGUGUGUGUGUACUGCAGUCUAGACCAGGGUUUUCCCAACUCAGUCCUACGACUCCCCCUGGGUGCACGUUUUUGCCCUAGCAAUACAUAGCCGAUUCAAAUCAUCAAAAUUUGAGUUGGUUAUUUGAAUCAGCUGUGUAGUGCUUGGGCAAAACCAAAAGGUACACCGUGCAGGGGGGUUCCCAGGACUGAGUUUGGGAAAGCCUGGUCUAGAGGAACAGCCAACAGACUCCUGUCAACACUAAGACCUCUAGUUAUAGCUCACUGGAAUGACACAAAUGUCAAGGUCUGACACUUCCUUUAGUCUAACUACAAUAAAUCAGGUGUUCUCUCUCAGGUCUUUCGGGGAAUUAUUUUCUGUCUCAUAAUGAAUCACUGAAAGUUUUUAAACACAAGUUAGCAGGCAGUGGGUUGAGUGUGUAAGAAUUCCAGGAUUUACCUUAACCUAUGAGUUUAACUGUGCUGCACAAAAAUAUAUUUCCCGUGGCACAAAACACAUGCACUGAGGAGAAAUGGUCAGUAGGUUUUUCAAAGUAGGCCACUAUUCCUUCUGUCUUCAUUCCAUAAACAGUGGUGGGGGAGGUAGUACCUAGUGUUUGUUACCUCUGGGCUUCUGUCUCUUCAUACAUUUGAAAUCAUUCUUGCCACUGAACAUUACCAACCCUACCCCCAACUUAACAAACCUAUUUCAACUGCAGUUGUGAUUCCUUUAAACACUUGCAUUUCACAUACCAUACCUACAUGAUGUACAUUCAGCUAUAGCAUAUACUAACAGGAGCCAUUUCAUAAGAGAACAGUCCCCAGCUACUCUUGUGCUACUGUAUAUAAGAGCUAUCAAAAUCUCCCUGGUCUGAACAUGAAACGGUAACAGAGGCUGUUUGUUCAGGAGAGCAACAACCAUGGCAGUCUUCUGUACUCGUAUGAUGAAAUAUGUCAGGUUAGCAGGGUUUAGUUAGUUAAGCCUUGUUAGCCGAUUGCAGUGCUGUCAGGUAGACUAUCCAUUCAGCCAGGCUUCCAUUAGACUUAAUUGAUUUGUGUAGCAGAAUCCUUGGGCGCCAGCACAGUACAAUUGACUUGUACAACCCAUGCUGGUUGCUAGCACUGGCAUCUCUCCAAAAGCAUGUGAUGAAUGGGAAAAGAGGUAUGUUAAUCACUCAAAUGUUACACCAUUUGUUUUCAACAAAUCUGGUCAAAUACCAGUUCCUUGUUUAUUUCAGUUUCAAGUGUCACAAAGCCAUACGGGUGAUUUACGGUUACAAUAUUUCAGAUGACAUGUAUUAAUAUAGUGUCAUCACCACAUCUUUGCACUAAGGAACAAAAACAGACCACAUUGCAAUGAAAGGAGGAAAUAUCAAAACCUCUGAUUUCAUGUCUUGGAGCCCAAAAUGGGCUCGGUCGAAUGUCUCACAGUGUAUCAGCGGGCAACAGAAUAUACAGAAAAUUCUAAUGAGUAUAGCUGCAAACAAAUGUUGUUCAUUGUCUUACUGUAUGGUCCCCCAGUACACAUAUCCUCAGUAUCGGAUUUGUAUUAAGCUUUCUUUGAAGACAAUUAAAGGAGGAAAUGUUAGUCACUCUUUAGUCCAGGCUACACUGCCCAGUUUGGACUCUUGGUUGGCAUGUAGGCUAUCAGUUUGUCCUCCAUGUCCUUCGCACCCAGUUUAUUUAUACCGUAUCGGUCAUUGAUUUUUAACUACAUUUUGUCCACUGUUGUAUUUUGUCGAUCUCUAAAUAUAGUUGAAGCUUGCUAAUAAACUUUCAGCAAUCUGA